Lycium ferocissimum is the source of this 1721-nucleotide messenger RNA. RefSeq lists its product as uncharacterized. The transcript is spliced from 7 exons. The record is from RefSeq and is a predicted model, not a curated record. Bases 158 to 1378 code for a protein of 406 amino acids. Lineage: Eukaryota; Viridiplantae; Streptophyta; Magnoliopsida; Solanales; Solanaceae. Gene Ontology annotation, molecular function: protein binding.
ACACACUCUCUUUUUCCCUUGCAUCUCUUUCAGUGAUGGAACCCUAAGCCCGAUUUCAAUGUUUAGUAUUCGAAGAAGCUUCUAUUUCUUGUAAUUUUUAAAGGAUUUUUGAUGUUUAUACGUUGAUUGUUGAGAUAGGGUUUAGGAGUUGUUAAAAAUGGCGGAGAAUUCGAGCUCGAGAAUUACAAUCACGCUAGGACGUAGCGGUCAGGUGGUAAAGAAAGCAGGACCUGGAUUAGAUCAUCCCUUUCCAGCAGUUGGGAGUAAACGGUCUGUCAGAGAUAGACUAGGUACCAUUGCAGAUUCAACGACCGAAUUCAAUAAUAAACGUCAGCGAGGAGAUGGAAGUAGAUUGAGCUCUCGUGCCUCUAGUGGCAUUGAUGAUGCACGGCUUGGUAAAGAUGACCUGCGAUAUAAAAUCAUGCGGAAAACUGCACUUGACCGGGGUCAAAGCAAUGGCCAGCAGAAUGGGGUGGAUCUUCGUGAUUUCCUAUCAAGGCCUGCUCAAUCUUCAACUGCAAAACCUAGUUCACGACAGCACAUACCUGAUCCAAGGGAUAAUAGACCACGAGUAUCUGAGAUGAGGGAUAAUAGAUCACGAGUACCUGAGCCGAGGGAUAAUAGACCACGAGUACCUGAGCCAAGGGAUGAUAGACAGCAUAUGCUUGAUUCAAGAGGUUCUAGACAGUACUUGCCUGAAAUCAGAGAUUCAAGACAGUACAUGCCUGACGCCAGGGAUUUUAGAGGGCACCCUCCAGAGCUAAAGGAUGUUAGGUAUAAUACACCCGAGUCCAGGAGUUUGAGCAUACUGGGACGAGCUCCUUCCACAAGAAAUGCAGAUGCUUUACCACUGAUGGACUCGAUAAGGAGUUCUUAUUCUCCCUGGACACUGGAUCUUUUAAGGCGAAGAUCCCCAGAUGGAGUUGUUAGUUCUUCUAGAGGUAUCUCACCACCAAGGAGAGGGGAGGAACCGCAGAGAAGACCUCUGGUGACAUCUUAUGAUGAUCCGAGCCUGAGUUCAUACACAAGGAAAGAUGUCUCUGAGUUUUCACGCCCCAUGACUUCUGCAGGUUACCUGUCAAAUACAUCCCAACCUGCUGGACCAGGAAAGACUGUCGCACCAUUGCGUGCCCCAAUCCCUCAAUCGCGGAGUUUAGUGCAGAAAAGUUCAUAUGGAAUUGAGGAUCAACCUACUGUUGAUAGCUUUUUGCACUCUUUGGGUCUAGAUAAAUAUGCAAUCCAUUUCAAGGCUGAGGAAGUGGAUUUGUAUUCACUGAAGCAGAUGGGUGACAAUGAUCUGAAAGAGUUGGGAGUACCCAUGGGUCCGAGAAAAAAGAUUCUGCUUGCCCUAGCAUCUCGUGCCAGGAGACAAGUGUGAUCGCAUGAACUGAUGCAAAUUCAAAUACAUUCUCGAGCUUUGAUGCAAAAACCAUGAGAGCUGAAGUGAGAUCAUAUGCCUUGUAGAGCAUGUAUUUCCUUCUCGUUCUAGCGAGGCAAAUCUGUUUGGAUUAGUUGUUAGAUCCCCUUGUCAAUUCUGUAGUUUUCUACGCAGGGCAAAUAUUUUGUCACUGUUUUUUCUGCUUCUUUUUUUGUGUGAUCCUCAUUAUUUUGGAAUUACACACCUGUAAACCCUCCGGCAUGAAAACAAAAAAGUUUGUGACUUUAAACACACCAAAUCAUGAACGAUUCAUGAUUGAGAAAGAAACCUAGAAAACGCUUUC